CGGUCUCUUGGCAACAACACAGACCGGCAAGAUGGCGAAUGUGACCAACAAAGUUUCCUGGUCCAGUAAGGGUGAUGAGGCUCGGCCCGGAGAGAGUACCCCGUUACUGAACGGCUCCCCCAGCGCCUCUCAGAGCCCGGCACUGCCCCGACAGCUUUCCCAAGCCAAUUUUUUCCGCAUUGACAGACUGACCACGGUGAAUCUAGAUGACGAUACAGUACAGGACCAGGAUGGCGAUCCAUCUACUUAUGCUUCCAAGGAAAUUCUGCAUAACGAAAACCUUCUUUCACUCAAGUAUGAGAGCCUUGAUUAUGAUAAUAGUGAGAACCAGCUAUUCAUGGAAGAAGAGAGGAGAAUUAGCAAAAUAGGCUUUCAUGUACUUGAAAUCAAACGAUGGAUUGUCUGUUGCUUCAUAGGAAUCUUUACUGGCCUUAUUGCCUGUUUUAUAGAUAUUGUUGUGGAAAAACUUGCUGACGUGAAGUACAGAGUAAUUAAGAAAAAUAUCGACAAAUCUGUCGCAGGAGGUGGAUUAUCCAUUUCGCUUGUCCUUUGGGCAUCAAUGAAUGCUGGUUUUGUGAUAAUUGGCUCCAUUAUGGUGGCAUUUAUAGAGCCUGUAGCAGCUGGCAGUGGAAUUCCCCAAAUCAAAUGUUACCUUAAUGGAGUAAAGGUCCCACAUGUGGUUCGACUUAAGACUCUGGUGGUUAAGGUGUUAGGCGUGAUUUCAUCUGUCGUUGGUGGACUGGCAGUUGGGAAGGAAGGUCCUAUGAUUCAUUCUGGUGCUGUAAUUGCAGCUGGCAUUUCACAGGGGAGAUCUUCAACCUUAAAGAAAGAUUUCAAGAUAUUUGAGUAUUUUCGCAGAGAUACUGAGAAAAGAGAUUUUGUGUCAGCUGGUGCUGCAGCAGGGGUUUCUGCUGCUUUUGGUGCCCCAGUAGGUGGUGUUCUUUUCAGCUUGGAAGAAGGGGCAUCCUUCUGGAAUCAAAUGCUGACUUGGCGUAUUUUCUUUGCAUCAAUGAUUUCAACAUUUACUUUGAACUUUGUCCUGAGUAUCUACCAUGGAAAACCAGGUGAUCUGUCAAACCCAGGGCUGAUCAAUUUUGGGCAGUUUCAAAGUGAGGCUAUCCAGUAUAAUUGGUAUGAAAUCCCUAUAUUUGUAUGUGUUGGUGCAAUUGGUGGCAUAUUGGGAGCUGUGUUUAAUCGGUUGAAUUACUGUCUUACAAUGUUUAGAAUCAGGUACGUUCAUCGUCCCUGCUUGCAAGUAAUUGAAGCUGUGCUAGUUGGGGCAGUGACUGCUACAGUUUCUUUUAUCAUGAUUUAUGCUAUAUACACCUAUGACUGCCAGCCUAUUGGAGAAGAUCCUGUUAAAUAUCCGCUCCAAUUAUUUUGCCCCGAUGGCGAGUACAAUGCAAUGGCCACAGCAUUCUUUAAUACUCCUGAAAAGAGUGUCCGUAGUCUGUUCCAUGAUUCUCCAGGUUCAUACAAUCCCCUGACUCUGGGCUUGUUCACUUUAAGUUACUUUUUUCUUGCCUGUUGGACAUAUGGGUUAGCAGUGUCCAGUGGAAUCUUCAUUCCAUCUUUACUGAUUGGUGCUGCAUGGGGAAGAUUGUUUGGAAUAUUUCUUUCCAACGUUUUGGCAGUCUCUACUUGGGCUGACCCAGGAAAAUAUGCUCUGAUGGGAGCAGCUGCUCAGCUUGGAGGUAUUGUACGAAUGACGCUGAGCCUGACAGUGAUAAUUGUGGAGGCUACUGGAAAUGUGACAUAUGGUCUUCCCAUCAUGGUGGUGCUGAUGACUGCCAAAAUAGUUGGGGAUUUCUGCAUUGAGGGACUGUAUGAUAUUCACAUUAAGCUGCAGAGUGUACCUUUCCUUGGUUGGGAGCCUCCUGAAAAAUCUCAUGCUUUAACUGCACGUGAAGUAAUGAGUUACCCAGUAACUUGUUUCAAACAACUUGAGAAGGUUGGACGCAUAGUGGACAUUCUUAGUGACACAUCAGCUAAUCAUAAUGGAUUUCCAGUGGUAGAUGAGGAUCAUGAGCCUGACAGUGAUAAUGUUGGAAGAUUAUGUGGGUUAAUAUUACGAUCACAGUUAAUUGUUCUUCUGAAACAUAAGGUGUUUGUGGAAAGGGCAACCUCAAACCUCACGCAGAGGAAACUUCAACUUAAGGACUUCAGAGAUGCUUACCCACGAUUCCCUCCAAUCCAGUCUAUUCAUGUUUCACAAGAUGAGCGAAACUGUACAAUGGACUUGACGGAAUUCAUGAACCCAACUCCAUAUAGUGUCCCUGGGGAGGCAUCGCUUUCUCGAGUCUUUAGAUUGUUCCGUGCUCUGGGCUUGAGACACUUGGUGAUAUGUGAUGGAUCUAAUGGGGUAAUUGGAAUUGUUACCAGAAAAGAUCUUGCCAGAUAUCGUUUGCAUAAAGGACAGCUGGAAGAACUUGAAAUGGCACAUACAUGAUUUCAUCUUGCACUUUUGUUCAGAAAUGGCAAUGCACUGAUGUUUUAACUGUUUUCUAAUUCUAGUUAAAACAUUUUAUUCACUCAGUAUUUUCUUGCACUUCACAUGAAUGGAGCCUUGUGCACCAGAAUAUUUUCUGGAAGGGAAGGGAAGGGUUACCGUAUUGUGCCAGAAUUGACUUGUUUGCACUGUAACUUGUUAAAACUUAAAAUUGUACAGUCUCCUAUUAAUGUAUUUUAUAAGUUCAAAGACACAUGCCUUGCAUGUUUUUCUGCUGUUCUUUCUGGGUCAUGGUAAACUUUGGCACUUGGGAAUCCGGAAUGCAAAUGCUCCUGUAUAAUUAGUUGAACCAUUCUGAACUUGUGGAGAUUCUAUUAUGUUUUGAGAAAUUCUGCUACUUUGAUUCUGAUGUU
This is a messenger RNA of Carcharodon carcharias (great white shark), 2862 nucleotides long. RefSeq names its product chloride channel 7 (gene clcn7). Gene Ontology annotation, biological process: chloride transport; transmembrane transport. Bases 32 to 2449 code for a protein of 805 amino acids. NCBI's taxonomy places the organism in Eukaryota, Metazoa, Chordata, Chondrichthyes, Lamniformes, Lamnidae. The record is from RefSeq and is a predicted model, not a curated record. Gene Ontology annotation, cellular component: lysosomal membrane; intracellular membrane-bounded organelle. Gene Ontology annotation, molecular function: voltage-gated chloride channel activity. The transcript has 25 exons.